Messenger RNA from Entamoeba invadens IP1, 1130 nucleotides. RefSeq lists its product as hypothetical. The record is from RefSeq and is a predicted model, not a curated record. The annotation marks the transcript as partial. Gene Ontology annotation, biological process: positive regulation of DNA-templated transcription; protein autoprocessing. The transcript has a single exon. Gene Ontology annotation, cellular component: endoplasmic reticulum membrane; nucleus. Gene Ontology annotation, molecular function: DNA-binding transcription factor activity; sequence-specific DNA binding. Lineage: Eukaryota; Evosea; Mastigamoebida; Endamoebidae.
AUGCAAGAGAAAAGCGUCCCAACAAAUGAAAAUGGGGUUUUGUUGGUGUCGUCCGAAGACAUCCCACGAACGCUCAAACAGCGCAAGAAGAAUUGGAAAUGUGUCUUUCCCAACUGUAAUGAACCACUUAAGACAAGAUUCAAUUGUUACGCGCACGUUUGGGACAGUCAUUUAAGGGCGUAUUACACUCAAAAUUUCCCGAAUAUGUACCCAGUCACUGCUUUUAAGAAAACAGCAGACAAAAAUCCAAUGAAAGUUUUAGCUGAGAAAUAUAUGAUUCAACUCGUUGAAAAACCUCCAUCAAAACAAAGAAUAGAAACUGAUCAGAAGCAAAAAAUACAAAUCCAAAAUACAACACAAAAUGAAAACAACGUUCUUAACACUACAAACAACCCUAUUGAGACUAAUGGAACAACUCAAACAUAUAAUAAUAUAACAAACCCGUGUGAGACUCAAGUCAAUAACACACAAACGCCAAUUUCUGUGAAACAAGAAGAACACCACACGUCGAGCCUUAAUGAGACAGAACAAAACUUGUCGGAUUUGUCGGGAACAACUCCUUUUGUUCCUGAUAAUCAGAACUACCCAUUCGCAUUUUUGAAUGGAUUUAAACAACUGAAUUAUUCACAGCCAACGUUCAUCCAACAAUACCCACAACAGUGCACCGUUGCUGUGGAACAACAAAAUUGGGACCAACAACAAAACGUCAAUGUGCAAACAGCCCAACAACCACAGAACUCCGACGACUUCAUUAAAAUCGAGCAAAUCAGCGAGCAAUUAAAGCGCCUUCAUGUGUAUGGUGAGAUCUUUGCAGAGAAUGGGUAUUUGGUGCGUUCCGAUGCGAGAACAAAGACAGACAUCACACGAAUUGAAGACGCUUUGUCUUCCGUGACUGGUCUUGUUGGGCGGAAAUACGCAUACAAGACAGACCCAACGAAGGUGAAGUGUGGGUUUGUAGCACAGGAGAUGCAAGAGGUGUUACCGGACUUAGUCCAGAAAGAUGCGGAUGGCAAUUUGAGUGUCGAUUACCUUGGGGUAGUGCCUUAUAUCGUCGAAGCGCUGAAGACCAUUCAUCAAAACACAUUAGAACUCCAGUCGAAUGCUAAGACGGAGUACAACGACUUGUCAAA